GCCAUACCAGCCAAUAGCACCCCUUUUUUUAAGCGUGACACCAACACGAGCAUGCACAGCCCUCCCUCUCCUGUGGUUCAGUAUAAAAACUCUGGACACAUCACACUCUGUCCUUUUUUGCCUCCGCUCUAAAUCAGGGGACGUCUUGGUAGUUGCUGGGCACAGUAAAUCGAAAUGGGAAAGGAAAAGACCCACAUCAACAUCGUGGUCAUCGGCCAUGUCGACUCCGGAAAGUCCACCACCACCGGCCACCUGAUCUACAAGUGCGGAGGAAUCGACAAGAGAACCAUCGAGAAGUUUGAGAAGGAGGCCGCCGAGAUGGGCAAAGGUUCCUUCAAGUACGCCUGGGUGCUGGACAAACUGAAGGCCGAGCGUGAGCGUGGUAUCACCAUCGAUAUCGCUCUGUGGAAGUUCGAGACCAGCAAGUACUACGUGACCAUCAUUGAUGCCCCCGGACACAGGGACUUCAUCAAGAACAUGAUCACUGGAACCUCUCAGGCUGACUGCGCUGUGCUGAUCGUCGCUGCUGGUGUUGGUGAGUUCGAGGCUGGUAUCUCCAAGAACGGUCAGACCCGUGAGCACGCUCUGCUGGCCUACACUCUGGGUGUGAAGCAGCUCAUUGUUGGAGUCAACAAGAUGGAUUCCACUGAGCCCCCUUACAGUCAGAAGCGUUUCGAGGAGAUCACCAAGGAAGUGAGCACCUACAUCAAGAAGAUCGGCUACAACCCUGCCUCUGUUGCCUUCGUCCCCAUCUCUGGAUGGCAUGGAGACAACAUGCUGGAGGCCAGUGACAAGAUGAGCUGGUUCAAGGGCUGGAAGAUCGAGCGUAAGGAGGGCGGAGCCACAGGAGUCACACUGCUGGAGGCUCUGGACUCCAUCAUGCCCCCAAGCCGCCCCACCGACAAGCCCCUCCGUCUGCCCCUGCAGGACGUCUACAAGAUCGGUGGUAUUGGAACUGUCCCCGUGGGUCGUGUUGAGACCGGUAUCCUGAAGCCCGGUAUGGUCGUCACCUUCGCUCCCCCCAACCUGACCACUGAGGUCAAGUCCGUGGAGAUGCACCAUGAGUCUCUGCCUGAAGCUCUGCCCGGUGACAACGUCGGCUUCAACGUCAAGAACGUCUCCGUGAAGGAAAUCCGUCGUGGAAACGUUGCCGGCGACAGCAAGAACGACCCACCCAUGGCUGCUGAGAACUUCACUGCCCAGGUCAUCAUCCUGAACCACCCCGGACAGAUCUCCCAGGGUUACGCCCCCGUGCUGGACUGCCACACCGCUCACAUCGCCUGCAAGUUCAGCGAACUCAAGGAGAAGAUCGACCGUCGUUCUGGCAAGAAGCUUGAGGACAACCCCAAGGCUCUGAAGUCUGGAGAUGCAGCCAUCAUCACCAUGGUGCCUGGAAAACCCAUGUGUGUUGAGAGCUUCUCCCAGUAUCCCCCACUGGGUCGCUUCGCUGUGCGUGACAUGAGGCAGACUGUCGCCGUCGGCGUCAUCAAGUCCGUCGAGAAGAAGGCCGCCUCCGGUGGAAAGGUCACCAAGUCUGCACAGAAGGCUGAUAAGAAGAAAUGAAUCUUCAUGCAGGACGUCCAACCGACAGCCACGUCUCAGCAGCAGCGGGCCGCCACAUCCCCUCUUCCCUUCUGCCACCCAGCGCCGUCAGCUCUGAGGCAGAGCUCUCUACUCAAGGACUGGCUUAUGCUGAUUAAAACCCAUCGGAAAAGUUUCCGCAGGAAAGGAAGGUUUAUACCUUCCAGGGCAAACUAUGAUCAUAAUUAAGUUGAAACCAAAACAAUAAAAAUCUCAAACAUUGCCAAAUGAA
Molecule: messenger RNA, 1813 nt
Organism: Acanthochromis polyacanthus (spiny chromis)
Lineage: Eukaryota; Metazoa; Chordata; Actinopteri; Pomacentridae
Product: elongation factor 1-alpha
Exons: 8
Coding region: 175-1563 (462 amino acids)
Biological process (GO): translation; translational elongation
Molecular function (GO): GTP binding; GTPase activity; translation elongation factor activity
Source: RefSeq, a predicted model, not a curated record